AUGCUGGGAUGUUCAACCACAGAAGCCAUUCAUCUUGUGAGAAGGUUGGUGGAACAGUACCGGGAGAGGAAGAGGGACCUGCAUAUGGUAUUUUUCGAUUUAGAAAAAGCUUACGAUAAAGUCCCAAGGGAGGUUCUAUGGAGAUGUCCGGAGGUUAGAGGUGUUCCGGUAGCGUACAUUAGGGUAAUUGAGGAUAUGUAUGAUGGAGCGAAGAUUCCGGUGAGGACUGUGGGAGGAGACUCAGACUAUUUUUCAGUAAUGAUGGGGUUGCAUCAGGGUUCAACUCUUAGCCCAUUUAUAUUUGCCAUGGCGAUGGACGUGCUGACACGCCACAUUUAG
This is a messenger RNA of Nicotiana tabacum (common tobacco), 339 nucleotides long. NCBI's taxonomy places the organism in Eukaryota, Viridiplantae, Streptophyta, Magnoliopsida, Solanales, Solanaceae. The record is from RefSeq and is a predicted model, not a curated record.